AUGCCUCCAAUGCUGAAGGAAAUCCUGAAGAUUAAGAACUACACUUUUUACUGCCAGUCAUGUGGAGAGCUCAUAAUCAAAGAACAAAGCCGUCGUUUGACUAGGGGACAUCGCCCACUGCUUCUUCUCUCUAUCUGCCUUGGCUUGCACAUGUUCUCCUUUAAAGAAUGUUUUCUGGGAGACACUUUCCUUUUGUUGAAUAAAGAAUAUAUUUCAGACCCCCUUGUAGAGAAUAAUGAGAAGUCAUCAGUUCCUCGUUUGGCUGAUGCUAAUGCCUUGAUAUCAAAGGAAAAUACCAAAGUCAUUUGCAGACGAUGCAAGGCAAUGCUGGGAGAGAAAGUGUCAUCAGAUACUAUCAAGUACUAUAUCACAGAAAUAAUGAUUCAGCCAUCAAGUCAAGGUUAUUACACUAGCUCAAGAAACAUAAAAAGCAUUAUAUUGCAGCUUUUUAUGGAACACUCUACCUGUAGGAGUACUUUUAGGUUCUGCCUUCAGAAUUCAGAUUGCAAGCUCUUUCUUUUGCUAUUGUUCCCCGACUUAUCUAAAGGGGUUGUCACUUUAAGGCCUAACACUUCUGGAGCCUUGCUGACUCCAGGAUCAGUGGAGGAUCAACUGGUGCAGGCCAAAGAGGAAGGACAUCCCCCUGCAAAGCACUAUGUUAGCAGUGAUACAGAAAAUGGUCAUGAACCUGAGGGCCAAUGA
Molecule: messenger RNA, 702 nt
Organism: Xenopus laevis (African clawed frog)
Lineage: Eukaryota; Metazoa; Chordata; Amphibia; Anura; Pipidae
Gene: ube3d.L
Product: E3 ubiquitin-protein ligase E3D-like
Exons: 7
Coding region: 1-702 (233 amino acids)
Source: RefSeq, a predicted model, not a curated record